This is a messenger RNA of Prunus persica (peach), 732 nucleotides long. RefSeq names its product UPF0434 protein ECH_0194. Lineage: Eukaryota; Viridiplantae; Streptophyta; Magnoliopsida; Rosales; Rosaceae. Bases 69 to 359 code for a protein of 96 amino acids. The record is from RefSeq and is a predicted model, not a curated record. The transcript has 3 exons.
GGGAGAGCCUCUCCAGACUCGGGAGGGAGGUUGGCUCAGAAAAGAAAAACGGAGUUGAGAGAAAUGAAAUGGUGAGAGGAAGCAUUAAACUUCUCAAGGAUGCUGGGUCUGGACUCAGCAAGACCCUCUCUGAGAUCCUCGUCUGCCCGCUUUCCAAACAACCUCUAAGGUUUUGUGAGGAAACGAAUUCCCUAGUCAGUGAUUCAAUUGGUGUCUCCUUUCCUAUAAAGGAUGGGAUUCCUUGCUUAGUACCAACAGACGGCAAGGCCCUUGACCUUGAGGCCGAUAAUACAAUAAAACCCGAAGAUGCUGUGACAUCAUCAGUCGAACACGAGGCAGAUCGAGGAGGCAGUCACUAGGUUGAAUUUUGAGACUUGUGGUAUUGUCACAAAGUGAGUUACAAUUGCAAAUUCUCAUAUGUGUCUCCUUUUUUAAGCUUUUUUUGUUGAACUGAGUUCUUCAUUAAUAGUAAGCAGAUGGAAAGGUCACAUGAUUAAAUUUUCUUAAAGUGAAUUCUUAUUGUCACAAAGUGAGUUACAAUUGCAAAUUCUCUUAUGUGUCUCCUUUUUUAAGCUUUUUUUGUUGAACUGAGUUCUUCAUUAAUAGUAAGCAGAUGGAAAGGUCGCAUGAUUAAAUUUUCUUAAAGUGAAUUCUUAUUCCAUUUGUGAGGAAAUUGCCUGAGGAAUUUUGUAUGGCUUGUGACCCGAUAACUUACGAAUGAUUUCUGUGCUU